AUGUGCUCCAGUGGAUGUUGCUCUACCGGAUGCUGCUCCAUCGUGAAGAGCAAAACGGUGUGCUGCAGCCAGCCAUGCCAGAAGACCAUCUGCUGCGAACCGUGCCAGAAGACCAUCUGCUGCAGGCCAUGCCAGAAGACCGUCUGCUGCAGCCCAUGCCAGCAGUCCUGCUGCUGCGACCCAUGCCAGAAGCCCUGCUGUGACCCAUGCUGCUGUGACCCAUGCCAGAAGCCUUGCUGUGACCCGUGCUGCUGCGACCCAUGCCAGAAGCCUUGCUGUGACCCGUGCCAGCAGUCCAUCUGCUGUGACCCAUGCCAGAAGCCCUGCUGCGACCCGUGCUGCUGUGACCCAUGCCAGAAGCCCUGCUGUGACCCAUGCCAGCAGUCUGUCUGCUGUGACCCAUGCCAGAAGCCUUGCUGUGACCCGUGCCAGCAGUCUGUCUGCUGUGACCCAUGCCAGAAGCCUUGCUGUGACCCAUGCCAGCAGUCCGUCUGCCAGAAGCCUUGCUGUGACCCGUGCCAGCAGGCCAUCUGCUGUGACCCAUGCCACCUGCUGUGA
Messenger RNA from Charadrius vociferus (killdeer), 558 nucleotides. RefSeq names its product keratin-associated protein 10-6-like. The transcript has a single exon. The coding region runs from base 1 to 558 and encodes 185 amino acids. The record is from RefSeq and is a predicted model, not a curated record. NCBI's taxonomy places the organism in Eukaryota, Metazoa, Chordata, Aves, Charadriiformes, Charadriidae.